Mizuhopecten yessoensis (Yesso scallop) is the source of this 720-nucleotide messenger RNA. RefSeq names its product antho-RFamide neuropeptides type 2-like. NCBI's taxonomy places the organism in Eukaryota, Metazoa, Mollusca, Bivalvia, Pectinida, Pectinidae. The transcript has a single exon. The record is from RefSeq and is a predicted model, not a curated record. Bases 1 to 720 code for a protein of 239 amino acids.
AUGAAAUACAGGAGGAUACAGGAAGAUACAGGUACAGGAAGAUACAGGAAGAUACAGGAAGAUACAGGAAAUACAGGAAGAUACAGGUACAGGAAGAUACAGGAAGAUACAGGAAGAUACAGGAAAUACAGGAAGAUACAGGUACAGGAAGAUACAGGAAGAUACAGGAAGAUACAGGAAAUACAGGAAGAUACAGGUACAGGAAGAUACAGGAAGAUACAGGAAGAUACAGGAAAUACAGGAAGAUACAGGUACAGGAAGAUACAGGAAGAUACAGGAAGAUACAGGAAAUACAGGAAGAUACAGGUACAGGAAGAUACAGGAAGAUACAGGAAGAUACAGGAAAUACAGGAAGAUACAGGUACAGGAAGAUACAGGAAGAUACAGGAAGAUACAGGAAAUACAGGAAGAUACAGGUACAGGAAGAUACAGGAAAUACAGGAAGAUAAGGAAAUACAGGAAGAUACAGGUACAGGAAGAUACAGGAAGAUACAGGAAAUACAGGAAGAUACAGGAAGAUACAGGAAAUACAGGAAGAUACAGGAAGAUACAGGAAGAUACAGGAAAUACAGGAAGAUACAGGAAGAUACAGGAAGAUACAGGAGGAUACAGGAAGAUACAGGAAAUACAGGAAGAUACAGGAAAUACAGGAAGAUACAGGAAGAUACAGGAAGACAAAAUUGGAUUGCACUACAUUACACAAUUGUUUUAUCCUUCUAG